Messenger RNA from Actinia tenebrosa (Australian red waratah sea anemone), 1366 nucleotides. Its product is annotated as DNA damage-regulated autophagy modulator protein 1. The record is from RefSeq and is a predicted model, not a curated record. Lineage: Eukaryota; Metazoa; Cnidaria; Anthozoa; Actiniaria; Actiniidae.
UACGUAUCACAUGCUGGAGAAAACCUGGCAAGCCUUAGUUUUAUAUUCCUAGUUAGACCCUUCUUUCAAUUCUCCCAGGCCUUACAAAAUGAAAACCCAUUGAAAUCAUUGAAUCAAUUCACUUGAAUAAUUGUCAGUACUAAAAGGGAAGUGAAGCAUGUUCUUCAAAGAUCGUUCGCUAGGCUGUGGCUAUCUGCCGAUAUUCUGGUGUACUUUCACCUGCUUUACCUUCGCCUUGUGCUACACAGUUGCUGUAAAACUCGACCAUAUCUACCCUCUUGUCCCAGCUAUAAGCGACACAGGAGCACAAGUACCAGAAUCAAACAUCUUUUCUGAACUGUUCAACUUUUCAUGUCUUCUUCUUGCCGUAAACAUGUUCCUUCGGUAUCUUCAGUUCGGCAUUAUUAGCAAACCAUUCAUUUCUACUGAUCCGCUGCUUGAACGCUUCAACAAGCUGUCCCUGUGCUUUGGAAUGGUGGCUGUAUUUGGAGGUACUAUCAUAGCAAAUUUCCCUUCACAAGAGGAGAGUAACAUGGUAUAUUUUCACGAUACCGGUGCUGUACUUCUGUUUGGCUUUGGAGCUGUGUACUGCUGGCUACAAACCAUAUUGACCUACAAGCUGAAUCUUCUCGAUGUGAGCCCAGUGUCUUUGUUUGCUGUACGGCUUAUUCUGACCUGCAUCAUCACAGUGUUCGGAUCGAUUUUCUUCAUAGCUGAAGUAGCAGCGUAUGAUGCGUUUCGCCAGCAGACGGAACAUACCGUAGCUCACUGGCAGCCAGACGACCCUGGAUACUCUGUACAUGUCCUUAGCAACAUCGGAGAGUGGUUGUCAGCCUUCUGCUUUGGUUUGUACAGUGUCACGUUUUUUGACGAGUUUCAGUGUGUUACUCUUAGUUUGGACUGUAAGCUAAAACCAGGCGCUGCUUCGGAGAGUAGAGACUAUCUAAACCUUGAAGAAGGCAAUCGAGAACAGGACGAUGAAUAGAUGAUGUUAUCCUUGCUUUGGUGGUGUUGGUUAUCUAACAAGUCUACUUACUGGAAUUAUACAAUAAACUGUGUAACGAUCUCUUCUCUCCUCCAAUCCAACCCCCACCCCCUCUAACUUGCUACCAUCGGUAACGGGUAUGCUUGAACAAAUUACUGGUUCCCUAACUUGUGAAAAGCUAAGGUUAAUCCUGUAUGUUACAAUUACAUCAUAUUAUCCUUUGUUAACUGGAUUAUGCGGUUAACUAUCUUGACGUACGCAUGGUGCUCGGUGAUUGGUCAGCUUCGUUUAGUUAGGUCUACCUUUGGGACUGGUGUUGGUUAACUUCCGUUUUUAUGUAACUUUUAAAAUUAUAAUCCAAUAAAACACCGAUAAAAUCAA